CACAGGUGUGGCUGACCCGUCCGUCGGUCAGCACGCACAGAAAAGAGGGGUGCACGCAACGCACCCCGCGUUCAUCGGAUCCAACGCCUCUCCCUACAAGGGAAGCCCGGCGGGCAAAGCGUGGAUGAUGCAUGCAUGUGCUGUCGCUUGAUUGAGCGCGCAUGGACCUCGCAUGAGAGCGCAACGCGAGCAUCGAUCGAUUCGGAAGGGGGCGAAGACACGCAACUGGUCUGCCGCUUUGAGCUCCUUGCUUCUGAGCUUUGUUUCUCUUCUUGCAGAUCGCCGUGCCGCAUCUCAGAUGCCCUCCAUUUCACGCGCACCAAGUCACGAGUCAGCUCUUCAGUCGCCUCCUGGCGGGAAGGGCAACCAUGGGGUUCGUGGUAACCGAAACAAAAGGCGGGUCUGCGUGCUGUACUUGGCACACGAGACGAUGCUCCUGUGCUCGUUAGCUUUUGCUGUCUGUCUCUUGGUCCCUCAACCAGCAAGGCAGAGUUGUGAUCGCAGUGUCACUCGCUCGAUCGGACCUCCCCGAGGCAAGCCUUUGUGUACAUACAGUACUGUACCCUAGCUGUAGCUGCUGCACGCUCCUUGCCUAGCUGCUGCGUGGCUGCCGACGCGAACGCUCAAAGCGGGGUCUCGUGAGAGUGGCUUGCAAGUCGCCGAGCGUGAUGACGCGUUGGGUCAACAA
Molecule: messenger RNA, 688 nt
Organism: Ceraceosorus guamensis
Lineage: Eukaryota; Fungi; Basidiomycota; Exobasidiomycetes; Ceraceosorales; Ceraceosoraceae
Exons: 1
Coding region: 173-568 (131 amino acids)
Source: RefSeq, a predicted model, not a curated record